GACACAGACAUUGGGCCACAACGGCGGCGACCACCUAGCAACAGACAGAAGCACACCUGUGUCACACGACAAAGCUGGUUGCACGUAGCGCACGGUCAUCUUGCACAAGGGAUCAUGAUCCAGAGAUUAGCCGCCGCAGUCAGCAACAACCACCCAUUCGUCACCGCACCUCUUCGUACUCGGGCCACCGUAGUCCUGGCUUAGAUCGCGUCCGGAGCCUUGCAUGUUUGGCGAGAAGAUCUCCGAGAGUCCUCGGGUGCCUUCGCCAUGGGGAGCCCCGCGUAGGUCGAGCGCGACCCCCCCUCGACAGGCGGCGCCCCGUGCCUCGUCUUCCCAGGCACGCAAGUCAUCUUCUUCCUCUUCGCCCAGCUCUGUGUCUCCCCUACGAGCCUCUCCUCAGCUGCCGUCGGGCUCCUCACCGCUCGCUGGUCCGGCUCUGUGCGCUAUCCCAAGCGUGGAUCCCACAUCCGAAGAUUCGUCCGCCGGCCUUUUCUCCCUCGAUCCGACCACGUCUUCGUCCAGGGAGGACCUCACCGCGGCUCACGCUGCUCCUGCCCCUGCCAUUGCUAUCUCACCUUCGAAUGGCGCUGGAGGGUCGCUCUCGGCCCGCUUGCGCCCAGAGCCCGACGAGAUGGGCAACCUCGAGUACAAGCUGCGCAUGCUGCCCACCACCAGGCACCGGUACGACCGGCUGCUGACGCAGCUCAAAUGGCGUCUGCUCCAGGGCGGCGGCGUGUGCACAUACGAGAUUGGCGUUCUCGACGAUGGCCGUUGUGUGGGCAUCUGCGAGGCAGAGAUGAGGACCAGCCUUGAGGUGCUUGGGGCCCUUGCCGCCGAGCUCGACGCCAGCGUCAGGAUCCGGCGCGCCUUUGCCGUUGAGGCUGUCGACCAGGAUGUUGAAUAUCCGGCCGCCUCCGCUGCGGCCAGUGGCAGGGACAACGAGGAGGCCACAAGUCUGCGGGGCCUCUCGAACGAGCAAGUCAGGCAAAGGCUCCUGCGCUAUGCGGCGGACAUGGAUCUGUCGGGUUGCGCCGGCGCGUGCCUCAUAGGAAGGGAGAUGGGAGCUGGUCAAGCCACAACAGAGGGCAGAGGUCCUUUCAGCGUCUUCAUCGCUUCUCGCCCAGUCACAGAUGAAGGCCCUUCUUCUCGGACAUUCAAUGUCGACGUGGACAUUGAGUUGGAGCAGGACGAUGAUGCCGUCUCGGGGCAAGCAGCGCCUUCCGUGGAUGUGAACCUGUCCAAUGAAGGCUCUUCGCGCUUCGACGGUCAGAAUGAGGAAAUGUUUGGAGAAGUGUUCCAUCCCGACGAUGAUGGCUUGGCCGACUUUACCUUUUCGCUCAGCCUCGAUGAACGCGAGACUCGCGACGGUGUGGGCUACCGACGGCCGCCAAAGAAAAAGCAGCAGCAACAGCAGCAGCAGCAAAAGGAUCGCGACAUGGAGGCAAGAAUGCUGGGGCUCGCUGAGCACGAUCAGGGUGGCUCCUCACCGUCUGGAGGGGCAGAGGCGCCUGUGGUCGACCAACAUGUGCCUAUCCGACCAACGGCAGUCCUCAAGCAGUCAGUCAGCGACACAGCAGUCGAGCAAGGCGCCCUGCAGCCCUCGGACGAUGCGGUCGACGCUGCGCAGCAUGCGGCCGCUUCCAAGCAAGCCGAGGCUAGGAAGGGAUGCCAGCGAGUCAUUGUAGAGGCCGUCGUGCUCCGAACAGUGGCCGAAGACGCAUACAUCGACUAUGCCUCUCUGUGACUUCUGUCUUUGUCGACGUCUGUCAGACGACUCACUCCUUUAUGUAUCUUGCAUCACAGUCCGCUCUCGCUCUUCAUAGUCAAGACAAUCGCAUGCACGUAGCUAAUCAAGAAUAUCAUGCCUU
Messenger RNA from Acaromyces ingoldii, 1868 nucleotides. RefSeq lists its product as hypothetical. The transcript has 2 exons. The coding region runs from base 224 to 1744 and encodes 506 amino acids. NCBI's taxonomy places the organism in Eukaryota, Fungi, Basidiomycota, Exobasidiomycetes, Exobasidiales, Cryptobasidiaceae. The record is from RefSeq and is a predicted model, not a curated record.